Vigna radiata var. radiata (mung bean) is the source of this 417-nucleotide messenger RNA. RefSeq lists its product as uncharacterized. The record is from RefSeq and is a predicted model, not a curated record. Lineage: Eukaryota; Viridiplantae; Streptophyta; Magnoliopsida; Fabales; Fabaceae. Bases 1 to 417 code for a protein of 138 amino acids. The transcript has a single exon.
AUGCGAAGUAGAGAUUACAUAUGUGGAGAAGCUCUUUCAGAGCUAAAAACUGAAGUAAGAAAUUUGGCAGCGCCUGUGGAUAGUGAAAAUCCGGUUGAUUUUGUUGAAGCUGUAAGGCAUUCCAAAUGGAGAAUUGCAAUGAAGGCAGAGAUUGACACAAUAGAAAAGAAUCAAACAUGGGAGCUCACAAGUCUACCUGAAGAAAUGAAAAAACUUGGGGUGAAAUGGGUCUUCAAAACGAAACUAAAUGAGAAAGGUGAGGUGGACAAAUACAAAGCACGGUUGGUAGCCAAAGGGUACGCACAACAAUUUGGUGUUGAUUACAAUGAAGUUUAUGCACCAAUGGAAAAAUGGGAUACCAUUCGGAGCAUCAUAGCACUUGCAGCUCAAAAAAAAUUGGCCCUUAUACCAACUUGA